CAAAACAAUAUCUUCUCCAUUCGAUCAGAACCAAAGGCGAUCUCCUCGGCAGAUCUAAUCCGCCACCGUAAAUCCAUCCUCGAUCUUGCUCCGACGUCGACGAGUUGGAACGAUGCACGACUUCUGUUUCACGAUCCCUAUGGGCUCCUGGUCCUCGUUGUCGGUAUCGUCGGCUAUUUGCGACGGGGUAGCACGGCGUCGCUCGCCGGCGGAGCGGGCUCCGGACUCGUCCUUCUCCUCGCCGAAUUCAUUAGCCUUAAGGCUUUCGAGAAGCGGCGGAACUCCUACUUCGCCUUGGGCCUCGAGACUGAAAGGCGCUUCUCCUUACUUUGGAUGCAUUGUUGGGCGGGUAGCAAACAGAAUUAAAGAAGGAAAGUUUACUCUCAACGGCGUUGAACAUUCCUUGUUUAUCAACAAUGGACCGAACAGCCUUCAUGGUGGGAAGACAGGUUUUGAUAAGGUGCUAUGGGAGGUUGCUGAAUAUAACAAGAAUAAUCAGUUCCCUUCAAUCACCUUGAAGUAUCACAGCAAGGAUGGUGAGGAAGGUUACCCUGGAGAUCUCUCUGUCACUGCCAAGUACUCCCUCCCUUCGAGCACAUCGCUGAAGCUUGAAAUGGAAGCUGUUCCUGCUAGCAAAGCCACUCCUGUCAGUCUUGCUCAACACACUUACUGGAAUCUUGCCGGGCACAACUCUGGCAAUGUCCUUGAUCACUCGAUCCAGAUAUGGGGAUCUCAUAUCACUCCCGUCGAUGACAACCAAAUCCCUACCGGCAAUAUCAAACCAGUCAGUGGCACCCCCUUCGAUUUCACAGCAGAAACCGAGAUAGGCAGCAGAAUCCUUGAAGUACCUGGCGGUUAUGAUCACAACUACAAACUGGACCAUGGAGAAGAGAAAUCUGGCUUGAAGCACGCAGCUAGAGUGAAGGAUCCUUCGAGCAUGAGGGUGCUUGACUUGUGGACCGAUGCGCCUGGCAUGCAGUUCUACACCGGCAACUUUCUCGACGGUGUUGUGGGAAAGGGUGGGGCAGUGUAUGGCAAGCAAGCAGGACUGUGCCUGGAGACGCAGGGGUUCCCGAAUGCCAUCAACCAACUGAAUUUUCCAUCUGUUGUGGUGCAACCCGGAGAGAAGUACAAGCACACCAUGGUGUUUGAGUUUUCGAGCAACUGAGCUCUUCUUCCAUGUUUGUAUUCAUCUGUUCUUCUCUUUUGUUGCAGUCUAACUUGGGGAAUAAACUGUAUAAAACAUGAGGUAUUAAUUCCAUUGCCUCAUAUGUUUCUAGAUUAAGCAAGGUAAUUAGAACUACUUUCAUUUCAUAUAACUAUAUCAGUUCUUUGAUUGUAUUCUUCUCAGAACAAUGAGU
Molecule: messenger RNA, 1361 nt
Organism: Zingiber officinale
Lineage: Eukaryota; Viridiplantae; Streptophyta; Magnoliopsida; Zingiberales; Zingiberaceae
Product: galactose mutarotase-like
Exons: 4
Coding region: 113-1168 (351 amino acids)
Biological process (GO): beta-D-galactose catabolic process via UDP-galactose, Leloir pathway; glucose metabolic process
Molecular function (GO): aldose 1-epimerase activity; carbohydrate binding
Source: RefSeq, a predicted model, not a curated record